Molecule: messenger RNA, 984 nt
Organism: Talaromyces marneffei
Lineage: Eukaryota; Fungi; Ascomycota; Eurotiomycetes; Eurotiales; Trichocomaceae
Exons: 3
Coding region: 1-984 (327 amino acids)
Cellular component (GO): mRNA cleavage and polyadenylation specificity factor complex
Molecular function (GO): RNA binding
Source: RefSeq, a predicted model, not a curated record
AUGGAGGAAGACGAUGACGAUCUCUACGACCCCGCCGACUCCUUUCCGCCUCAGCAGGAGCACAACAACUAUAACCAGAGCACGGAAGACACGAAAACUGGAGACUCGUACGAGUUUGAAGAGGAGGAAGAGGACGAUGAUGACGAUUUCAAUAUUAUUACAGAAGCUCCUGCAGAUGCAGGUCAAAGUCUUGCACAUCCACGACAUGCAGCUUUAGCCGGUGAAAACCAGCGAUUCGUCUCAGUCGAUAUCAAACCGUCAACACCAACAGUUCCCCUAAAGGCUGAGAGCACUACACCCGCGCCUAUUCAAGGCAGACCGGUAGCGACCUUGAAGCCUGGCACAGACUACCCAGCCAUACACACAUCUACGAUCGACGUGAACGGAAAUCCCAUACAUCCCACCACAGGCAAACCUAUCACUUCAACAGAUCUAGAUACUGAUUUCCCCACAGAAGAUGACAAGCCAUGGAGGCGGCCCGGUUCAGAUAUUACGGAUUUCUUCAACUACGGUUUUGAUGAGUUUACAUGGGCGAGCUACUGUCUCAAGCAACAACAACUACGCAACGAAGUCACGGAUCAGAAGAAACAACUGGAUGAAAUGCAGGCGUUCAUGUCGAUGGGAGGAAUGCCCGGAAUGCCAGUUGCGCCUACUCCAACACCAGCUCCGCCCGCUCAAGCCGCUCCUCCUGCUGCAGGUAUGGCAGGUAUGCCUGCCAUGCCCGGAAUGCCGGAUAUGUCGCCAGAUAUGAUGCAGGGAAUGCUUGCGAAUAUGAUGGCUCAGGGUCUUGAUCCGUCGGCAAUGGAUCCGAUGAAUUUUAUGCAACAUAUGCAGGCCAUGAUGGGUGGGGGACAACCGGGAGGUGGUCAACAGAACCAGGGAUACCCCGCUCAAGGCAACCAGCAGCAGAUGGGCUAUGGAGGUUAUAAUCAACAGGGAGGCUACGGUGGAGGACGCGGACGGGGUGGAGGUCGAAGGUGGUGA